This is a messenger RNA of Plasmopara halstedii, 330 nucleotides long. RefSeq names its product iron donor protein. Gene Ontology annotation, cellular component: mitochondrion. The transcript is spliced from 3 exons. Gene Ontology annotation, biological process: intracellular iron ion homeostasis; iron incorporation into metallo-sulfur cluster. Gene Ontology annotation, molecular function: ferric iron binding; ferroxidase activity; iron chaperone activity. The coding region runs from base 1 to 330 and encodes 109 amino acids. The record is from RefSeq and is a predicted model, not a curated record. NCBI's taxonomy places the organism in Eukaryota, Oomycota, Peronosporomycetes, Peronosporales, Peronosporaceae.
AUGACGGAGCAUGAAUUCAUGGAGCUGGCUGACAAGACUUUGUUCGACAUUCAGAGCUGGUUAGACGGUAUUGAGGAAAUGUUAGAAGAGUGCGACGUCAUGUUUUCGGUAGGAGUUUUGAAAAUCGAUUUGGGUGAGUAUGGUACGUGGGUAAUCAAUCGUCAGGUACCAAAUCGACAGAUUUGGUGGUCUUCUCCUAUAAGUGGUCCGCGUCGUUACGAAUAUGAUGCUGAAAGAAGAGCUUGGGUCAAUACUCGAGAUAAGGGAGAGUUAAAAGAGUUAUUGCACACUGAGAUUUUGGAAGCAACGGGCAUUGAAAUCUACACUUAA